Dermacentor silvarum is the source of this 3202-nucleotide messenger RNA. It is a transcript of the gene Rpn2, whose product is annotated as 26S proteasome non-ATPase regulatory subunit 1. Gene Ontology annotation, biological process: regulation of protein catabolic process; proteasome-mediated ubiquitin-dependent protein catabolic process. The record is from RefSeq and is a predicted model, not a curated record. The transcript has 25 exons. The coding region runs from base 119 to 3145 and encodes 1008 amino acids. Gene Ontology annotation, molecular function: enzyme regulator activity. NCBI's taxonomy places the organism in Eukaryota, Metazoa, Arthropoda, Arachnida, Ixodida, Ixodidae. Gene Ontology annotation, cellular component: proteasome complex; nucleus; proteasome storage granule.
CUACCGUUGGCUAAUUUUGCGGCGAGCUAGGGCAGGAGAGCUGCGGCGUCCGUGAGUCAGGGAAUUUCGUCGAGUCCGUCGUGAACUUCUCGGACUCUGCUGACACACCGCCGUGAAAAUGGUGCAGUCAACAAUGAAUAUCACUUCAGCAGCGGGAAUAAUUUCCCUGCUUGAAGAGAACCAAACAGAGCUCAAAGUGUUCGCCUUGAAGAAGCUGGACAACAUCGUCGACGAGUUCUGGGCUGAGAUCUCCGAGGCAAUCGAGAAGAUUGAGGUUCUGUACGAGGACGAUGGUUUUCCUGAGAGGCACCUGGCUGCGCUGGUUGCUUCCAAGGUCUACUACCAUCUUGGCUCAUUUGAAGACUCUCUAACUUAUGCCCUUGGUGCGAGCGAGCUCUUUGACGUAACUACAUCGUCGGAGUACGUGCAGACCAUCAUAUCAAAGUCCAUUGACCACUACAUAAAGCUGCGCAAGCAGCCGGAGGAGAGUGAGGGCAUUGACGAGCGAUUGGAGGCCAUCGUGAACCGCAUGUUCCAGCGCUGCUUUGAUGAUAAGCAGUACCGGCAGGCCGUGGGCAUUGCGCUCGAGACACGCCGCAUGGACAUGUUUGAGAAGGCCAUCGUGGUUUCAAAAGAAGUUCCUGGAAUGCUGGCCUACAGUGCCAAUGUGGCCAUGACACUCGUCCAAAAUCGGGCCUUCCAGGAUGAGGUGUUGCGCACCUUGGUUCGACUCUACAAGGGUCUUGCCACACCAGACUAUGUCAACAUGUGCCAGUGCCUCAUCUUCUUGGAUGACGCACAGUCAGUGGCAGAUGUGCUUCUGCAGCUCCUUAAAGCCAAGAAGGAGUCGACACUGAUGGCAUACCAGAUUGCAUUCGACCUCUACGAAAGUGCCACCCAGCAAUUCCUGACACGCGUACUUCAGGCACUGCGCACCUUGGGUGCCGGGGCAGCAACAGCAGCAUCGGAAACAACUGCACCAGCAGAGGCUGUAGAGGCAACCGAAAAUGCACAGGAGACAAACACAGAACCAGCAGCGAUGGACCAGCCUGCUGACAAUGAUGACAAGGAAAAGAUGGACAAAUUAGCCACCAUCCUCAGCGGAGAGGUCACCAUCGGCUUGCAUCUGCAGUUCCUUAUCCGCAGCAACCAUACUGACCUGCUCAUCCUCAAGCAGACCAAGGAUGCUGUGCGGAAUUCGGUCUGCCAUACGGCCACAGUGAUUGCCAACUCUCUGAUGCACUGUGGCACUACUAGUGACCUCUUCCUAAGGGACAAUUUGGAGUGGCUCGCUCGUGCCACCAACUGGGCCAAGUUCACAGCCACAGCCAGCCUCGGCGUCAUACACAAGGGUCAUGAGAAGGAGGCCCUACACCUCAUGUCAUCAUACCUGCCCAAGGAGUCAGGCCCUGGCAGCGGGUACACGGAGGGUGGUGGGCUGUAUGCUCUGGGUCUGAUUCAUGCCAACCAUGGUGCCUCCAUCACAGAUUAUCUACUCUCACAGCUCAGAGAUGCCACCAAUGAGAUUGUACGUCAUGGAGGAAGCCUUGGCCUUGGUCUUGCUGCAAUGAGCACGCACAGGGAAGACAUUUAUGAGCAGCUGAAGCACACUCUGUACCAGGACGAUGCAGUUGCUGGGGAGGCUGCAGGCAUCGCCAUGGGCCUGGUCAUGCUGGGCUCCAAUUCACACUCCACACUGGGUGAUAUGAUUGCUUAUGCCCACGAGACACAGCACGAGAAGAUCCUGCGUGGCCUGUCAGUGGGCAUAGCAUUGGUGCUGUACGGACGUCUGGAGGAGGCUGACGAUCAGAUUGAUGCCUUGGCAAAGGACAAGGAUGCACUGUUACGUCGUUCAGCCAUGCACGCCAUUGCCAUGGCCUACUGUGGAUCUGGAAACAACAGGGCUGUACGCAGGCUUCUGCAUGUUGCGGUGAGCGACGUGAAUGAUGACGUAAGGCGUGCAGCAGUUGAAGCCCUUGGAUUCAUCUUGUUCAGGACACCUGAACAGUGCCCCGGUGUUGUGUCCCUUCUCUCGGAGAGCUACAACCCCAAUGUGCGCUACGGCUCGGCCAUGGCACUUGGCAUCUCGUGUGCUGGCACUGGCAACAAGGAAGCCCUGUCUCUACUGGAGCCAAUGACCAACGAUCCUGUCAACUAUGUCCGCCAGGGGGCGCUGAUUGCCUCUGCACUGAUCCUCAUCCAGCAAACAGAGGCUACCUGCCCAAAAGUCAAGGACUUCCGACAGCUCUACCACAAGGUUGUGAGUGACAAGCACGACGAUGUGAUGGCCAAGCUAGGUGCCAUCCUGGCCCAGGGCAUCCUGGAUGCAGGUGGCCGCAAUGUAACCGUUGCGAUGACUUCUCGCACUGGUCAUGUGAACAUGGCUGCUGUUGUAGGCAUGCUUGUCUUCACACAGUUUUGGUACUGGUUCCCUCUGGCGCACUUCUUGUCGCUGGCCCUGAGCCCAACCUGCCUGGUUGCCCUGACGGGGGAGCUGCGCAUGCCACGGCUGCAGAUUCGGUCAGGGGCCAAACCUUCGACCUUUGCCUACCCACCACCACUGGAGGAGAAGAAAGAGCGGGAGCGCGAGAAGGUCACCACGGCGGUGCUUUCCAUCACAGCCAAGGCACGCCGUCGGGAGGCACACACCUCUGGCAAAGAAUCGCCCACACCUGCGGCAACACCUGAGACCAUGGAAGUGGAUGAAGAACCUUCUACUAGCACUACAGCAGUAAAGAAGGAGGAGACACCAGCUGCUGGCACAGAAGAGGCUAAAAAGGAAGGCACUGAGGCUCCUGCUGGCGCUGAAGCCAAGUCUGAAGCCAAGUCUGAAGCCAAGUCUGAACCCAAGUCUGAAGUUAAGACUGAAGUCAAGGCCAAACCAGAGCCAAACUUUGAGCUCCUCUCCAAUCCAGCAAGAGUAGUGAAACCACAACUGAAAGUGCUUACCAUGCCUGAAGGCUCGCGCUAUCGGCCCAUCAAGGAUAUCACAAUUGGUGGCAUUAUCAUGGUGACAGACACAAAGUCAAGUGAAGAGGAAGAAUUGGUGGAGCCUGUCUCAGCUGGAGGCCCCACUGCAGAGAGUGACGAGGGUGACGAACCUGAGGCUCCAGAACCAUUCGAGUACCCGUUUGACCAUGACUGAUUGCUACGUUUAUCCGUGGUUUAUUGCUGCUGUGUGAAUACAAAUUUGGACCUAGUU